Messenger RNA from Epinephelus moara (kelp grouper), 4177 nucleotides. RefSeq names its product TOM1-like protein 2 (gene tom1l2a). Gene Ontology annotation, biological process: signal transduction. The record is from RefSeq and is a predicted model, not a curated record. Gene Ontology annotation, cellular component: membrane; endosome. Lineage: Eukaryota; Metazoa; Chordata; Actinopteri; Perciformes; Serranidae. The coding region runs from base 34 to 1653 and encodes 539 amino acids. Gene Ontology annotation, molecular function: clathrin binding; phosphatidylinositol binding; ubiquitin binding. The transcript has 16 exons.
CUGUCAUUCCCGAGCGGAUUGUUUGUUGUCAAAAUGGAGUUCUUACUUGGAAAUCCGUACAGCACUCCCGUGGGCCAAUGUAUAGAGAGGGCCACAGACGGAGGCCUGCAGAAUGAGGACUGGACCCUCAACAUGGAGAUCUGCGAUAUCAUAAACGAGACAGACGAGGGGCCAAAAGAUGCCAUGCGGGCACUGAAGAAGAGACUCUGUGGCAACAAGAACUACAGAGAAGUGAUGCUGGCGCUAACAGUAUUGGAGACUUGUGUGAAAAACUGCGGUCACAGGUUUCAUAUCCAGGUAGCCAACAGAGAUUUCAUCGACGGAGUGCUGGUCAAAAUCAUCUCCCCCAAAAACAAUCCUCCGACCAUCGUACAAGACAAAGUGCUGUCGCUCAUACAGGCCUGGGCUGAUGCCUUCAGGAGCAGCCCCGAUCUAACUGGUGUGGUCCACAUUUAUGAGGAGCUGAAGAGGAAAGGCAUUGAGUUCCCAAUGGCAGACCUGGAUGCCUUGUCUCCCAUCCACACACCACAGAGGGGUACACCAGAGGUGGACCCAGCUAUGAUCAAGUACCUAGCCCCUUCUUCACCUGCCGUCGGGACUCCUAAACCAGCUCCGACGCCUGCCCCUGCCGCACCGGCCUCCAACAUGCCCAGCCCCAUCACAGCAACCCCUGAACAGAUCGCCCGGCUGCGCAGCGAGCUGGACGUAGUGAGAGGAAACACCAAAGUCAUGUCGGAGAUGCUAACAGAGAUGGUCCCUGGACAAGAAGAUGCCUCUGACCUGGAACUGCUUCAGGAGCUGAACAGAACAUGCAGGGCCAUGCAGCAGAGAGUGGUCGAGCUGAUUUCACGCGUCUCCAACGAAGAAGUGACCGAGGAGCUGCUACAUGUCAAUGACGACCUCAACAAUAUUUUCCUCCGAUAUGAGAGGUACGAGAGGUACAGGUCGGGUAGAGCCGCUCAGAACAACGGGAUGUUGAAUGAGGCAACAGAGGACAACUUGAUAGACUUGGGCCCUGGCUCCCCUGCCGUGGUGACUCCCAGGAUCACCUCCAGCCCUCCAGCCCACUCCCCCGCCGGGGCCACUGCCUCCCCAGCCCAUAACCCCACUACAGCCUCGCUAUCAUCUGCACUAGCUAGUAUUGAUGUAGCUUCCGACAGCGUGAGCAGUACCCUGUCCUCUCUUCCAGGCCCCAGCCAGGAUGACUUUGACAUGUUUGCCCAGACCAGGACCAGCUCUCUGGCUGACCAGCGCAAAAAUGUAAAGUAUGAGGACCCUCAGGCUCUGGGCGGCCUGGCCUCGGCUUUGGAUGUGAGACAACAGAACGCAGGAGGGCUGAGGGUAAAAGGGGAUGAUAACCCAGCAGAUCAGGAGCUGCCCAUAGACAGCUGGCUUAUUACCCAAGGAAUGAUCCCCGUAUCGCAGUCCUCUGUCAUGGAUGACAUAGAGGAGUGGCUCUGUGCUGACGUGAAAGGGGAUGCUGCCGAGGAAGGGGUGACCAGUGAAGAGUUUGAUAAGUUCCUGGAGGAGCGAGCGAAGGCAUCAGACUCUCUGCCAUCUCCCCCCGGAGCUAACCCCGCUCACUCUGCUCGCGCCCCCGGUGGCUCCCACAAGAAGGCCGAACGGACGGAGGAUGCCCUCUUUGCCUUGUAGACUGUUCUCAGAGAACCUCCAUCUCUCUCCAGGGGCAUCUAAAGGUCCUCGCCCUAAAUGAUUUCUCCCAAAACGGUCCUUCCAGUCCCAUUUCAUCGCUGACUGGCAGUGGCGUAGCAAGUGGUCUCCACCUCCUUGUCAUUCUCUUCGCACAGUGUUGCUCUAAAUAUGCAGAGGUCCAACAUGUUUACUGGCGCACACCUGUGUUGCGUUCUACUAUAUAUGGAUGUAUUAAUCUGUUAGUGUGGGAUGUAGUACUUGCAGCCCUGCAUCUCAUUUCUAAAGGCUCCACCAAAGGAAGACAAUGUGUCUGAUGGGGUUGAAAAACGUGGUAUAUUACUGCGAGAUGAAUGGAAGAACUUCACUGCAGGUCCAUGCAUUGAGUCAGUGUGGAAGCAACUAGGAUUAUAUUGUGUUGUUUUACUACAUUCAGCUAAUUGCUAAUUUAUGCAUUUGUUGUUUUAAUGGUUUGUUCUGUACUAUGUACUAGCGCUGUGGUUAUGGUUGAGCCAUCCAAUGUUUUUUAGAGCUCUAGUCAUGCCCUUAAUACUGAGAUAUGUGUGGAACGGCAACAGGUUUUAUUGCACAACUUGCCUGAAGCAGUGUGAACUCAUGUUAGCAGGCUAAUUUUGUUAACUAGAAAUUUAAUAGCUAAAUCAUAGCUAAUUUUAAUGAGUGUACGCCAGCAUUCCUUUAACCAAAGGGAAUUAAAAGUCUAAAAAAGCACUAGUUAGGAUUCUGUUAUGUAUUUCAAAUGGCUGAGGGGAAGGAACGUGCCCAUGGAAUAUUUCCCAUCAUUUCGAAAAAGCUACGACAAAUUAGCUGCUCUUGCAAAAUUGCAAACCCUUUCAGCCAUUCCAAAGAAUAUUAAGGCUUUAAUGACCAGCUAGCACUGAAUUAUCCCUGUCAGACAAUAAUCACGUGCUACAAAUGUUAAGGGAUCAUGAACAUUUUCCUUCCCCUGCUGUGUUAAUGUGUGUGCACUUUGAAGCAAAAACAAAUCUGUAUUUUGUCCUUUUUGUGUUUACAAGAUGGUUACUAUUUUUCUAGGGGACGGGAAAUGAUCUUUAGAUUGACUUCAUUUUGCACAUAACUUUUGUAACUGUGUAAUUGCAGCGCUUGUUCACAUAGAAGUGGAUCGAUGGACAGUCAGUGUUAGGAGUGCAAAAAAACUUUUAGGAAUAUUAAAAAUAACAUGCAGAUUACAGCAAGAUAGAAUAUGGCAUUUUCAUUAUCAGCAUGACUCAGCACUGGCACCAUAAUCAACUAACAGACAAAACGUAUAGCUUACAAUGAUUCACUGUUGUAACGGAUGUAUUCACAUAGGUAGAUCUUCACUUACUCUAAACUAUGUAAUCUAUAUACCUCAAAAUACAGGAAUCUUAGUUUCUGUAUCUGGCUAAAAAUGUAUCAGCUCCAGUAAUAUCCAGAAGGUAGACAGGUUUGUGUAUCGUUUGAUCCCCUGAUUGUAUUUUUAUAGUCAAUGUAAAAAAGGAAAAAAGAAAAGUGUCCGUACCCUUCAUGAUUUAUCUUUUUGUGGUCGAGGCUGAAGCACACAGCAAACAAUUGUCUUUGAUUUGCGCAGUCAAAGACGUACUUUCGUCCAUGGUGUAUUUUUAUUCUGGUGUGAUUCAUCUGCUCCUGUUGGAGCCGCUGCCAAGCAUUUCUGUGAUUGACUGAUUUCAGCAAAGUAGCUCUGACUGGAGUUUGUCUUUGGUGUGCUUAAGAUCGCACCUUGAGGCAACAAAAGCAAUCCGGUCUUCAUUCCAGCUCCUUUGCCGAGCCUCUGGUUUGUUUUAACGUCGCUCUGCACUUGAAAGAUUUUCUUUUCGUCCAAUAAAGACCAAGAGCCUUGUCAAUCAAGGCAUCCCAAUGCAUCAACAGUACUUGUUGAAUUACCUGUCAGUAUAGGCCUUCCACUAGAGGGAAAUAUUCAUGAUUUGUUAUACAUUUGUUAACAUAAAUGCAAUGGUAAAAAAAUAUAUUUGUGUUUGCAUAAUCAUUAUGGUUAGAUAUUUAAAUGUUUUUUAGUUGAGGACAUUAAUGAGCUUUAACCUUUUUUUUUUUAAUGCUGUAUGGUUAUAUAGGUUUAAAAUGGAUGCCAGGUAACUGAAAUAAUAGUAUUAAAUUUACAAUCAACUUUCACCACGCAGGCUGAACAAAGACGAUUACUAAAAAUGUAACAGGAGAUCCUUUAAAAGGGAACUUGAGUCAUUUUCUGUUUGUAUGUUACGACAGUGUAUUAUGUUAACUGCUUUUAUGGAGCUUACGUCCUGACUGCAACAUGUAUUCCUCUGAUUUUUAUCUUAUCUCAAAAAGGUUACUGAAUGUCUUUUAAUACCGAUGAAGCAGAGCAUUUGGCUGUUGUUUAGUGGACAUGGAAGAGAGGCUUGUUUUCUGUUGGUGCGUGUCCCAUGUCUGUUCGGCUGUGCUGUCUGCUGCCAUUACUAAUGGUCAGAUUUUCGUUUGACCUAAUGCACGUUAUGUUACUGCCCAAUAAAACACUAGCAAUGUGUGACCUCUA